AUGAACAAUCCCCACUCUUCUCCAGAAAAUAGUUCCCCUCUUCAAGAAACACCUGUUAGAAGACAGGAGAACACUCUGGCAAGAGAACUCAAUUCCAAGACCAUGGAAGGCCACGGUACAAUGGCUAUGGGCUACGGCUCAGUCCAGAGUCCUAAGUUAGAGAACAAGAUUUGCAUUCAGUGCAACCUUCUCUUAAAAGGUUGCCUACCAAGGCUACAGGGUCCCUUUUACCCACUGCGAUCUGCUGAUCCUGAGCCAGAAGCUGAUCAUUCCUAUGGCUCUUCUUAUGGGUAUCGCCCAGUCGCCUAUGGCUACUCUCACCGCUAUCACAAGAGGUCUGCUGAUCCUGAGCCAGAAGCUGAUCAUUCCUAUGGCUCUUCUUAUGGGUCUGCUGAUCCUGAGCCAGAAGCUGAUCAUUCCUAUGGCUCUUCUUAUGGGUAUCGGCCAGUCGCCUAUGGCUACUCUCACCGCUAUCACAAGAGGUCUGCUGAUCCUGAGCCAGAAGCUGAUCAUUCCUAUGGCUCUUCUUAUGGGUAUCGGCCAGUCGCCUAUGGCUACUCUCACCGCUAUCACAAGAGGUCUGCUGAUCCUGAGCCAGAACCUGAUCAUUCCUAUGGCUCUUCUUAUGGGUAUCGCCCAGUCGCCUAUGGCUACUCUCACCGCUAUCACAAGAGGUCUGCUGAUCCUGAGCCAGAAGCUGAUCAUUCCUAUGGCUCUUCUUAUGGGUAUCGCCCAGUCGCCUAUGGCUACUCUCACCGCUAUCACAAGAGGUCUGCUGAUCCUGAGCCAGAAGCUGAACCUUCUAAUGUAUAUGGUCACUCAUAUGGUUACCCCAGACACCGUCCAGUAAUUUAUGGAUAAGGACAUCAUCAGCAUAGUAGGUAUAUCCUAAUAGCCAAAGAGGAGGACACAGAUGACUAUAGCUAGCAAUAGAUAUUUAUUUGUUGUUAGUUCUUGAAUGUUCUUCAACUUCGACAAAACAAUAAAGUAUUACUACUA
Macrobrachium nipponense is the source of this 999-nucleotide messenger RNA. RefSeq lists its product as uncharacterized. Bases 1 to 861 code for a protein of 286 amino acids. NCBI's taxonomy places the organism in Eukaryota, Metazoa, Arthropoda, Malacostraca, Decapoda, Palaemonidae. The transcript is spliced from 4 exons. The record is from RefSeq and is a predicted model, not a curated record.